Molecule: messenger RNA, 1137 nt
Organism: Thermothelomyces thermophilus ATCC 42464
Lineage: Eukaryota; Fungi; Ascomycota; Sordariomycetes; Sordariales; Chaetomiaceae
Exons: 4
Coding region: 241-1074 (277 amino acids)
Cellular component (GO): protein kinase CK2 complex; cytoplasm
Molecular function (GO): protein kinase regulator activity
Source: RefSeq, a predicted model, not a curated record
CGCCGCCUUGCAUCCACGGAAUCUCUCUGUGGGCCGUCGCCGUCCCUCAGUCCGCCAACCCAGCGAUCUCUAACGCCGACAAAGACGUGAACAUCCAACAGCGCACCCCAUCGAUCUGUUGUUUUUCCUGUUGAUUCUCGUCAUCUGAGCUAUCCCUCCACAGUCUCGGCCCCGUUCUCCUCCUUGCCAACGGCCACUGCCCAGCUUCCUGCACUCGGUUUCGACCGUCUUGAUCGCAAGAUGGAUGACUAUGCGACCGAGUCUGACAGCGACUACACCAGCUACUGGCGGGAUUGGUUCAUCUCGUCCCGCGGCAACGAGUACUUCUGCGAGAUCGACGAGGAAUACCUGACGGAUCGUUUCAACCUGACUGGCCUCAACACUGAGGUGCAGUACUACCAGUAUGCGCUGGAUCUCGUGACGGACGUGUUCGACCUCGAUUGCGACGACGAGAUGCGCGAGACGAUAGAGAAAUCAGCCCGGCAUCUGUAUGGUCUCGUCCACGCCCGUUAUAUCGUCACUACAAGGGGUUUGGCGAAGAUGCUCGAGAAGUACAAGAAAGGCGACUUCGGCAAAUGCCCGCGUGUAAUGUGCAACUCGCAUCCGCUCCUGCCCAUGGGCCUUUCCGAUGUCCCCAACCUCAAACCCGUCAAGCUGUAUUGUGCGCGCUGCGAGGACACGUACAACCCCAAGUCCUCUCGCCAUGCGUCCAUCGACGGCGCCUACUUCGGCACUUCGUUCCACAACAUCCUCUUCCAGGUCUACCCGGGGCUAAUUCCCACCAAGAGCGCCGAGCGCUACAUUCCCCGCGUCUACGGCUUCAAGGUCCACGCGGCCGCGGCGCUCAUGCGCUGGCAGAACGGCGUGCGUGACGAAAUGCGCCGCCGCCUGCGCAAGAUGGAGGUCGAGAGCGGGUUCAAUGACGGCGAGGACGACCUGGACGAUGACGAGGAGGAGGACGACCCCGAGGAGGAGGAGGAGGAGGAACGGAUGGCUCUUACCCGUCCUAAUCCUGCCGGGGCCGGCUCGUCCGGAGCGUUUGGGGGUGAGGCGCAGAUGGGGAGCGCUGCAUAAGGUGUCCGAAAGAGGAGGUGGUUUACUUCUCCGUUAUUCCUUUUAGGUAAAAGUUUGUGGCCG